Carassius gibelio (silver crucian carp) is the source of this 1538-nucleotide messenger RNA. Its product is annotated as RNA/RNP complex-1-interacting phosphatase-like. The coding region runs from base 220 to 1227 and encodes 335 amino acids. The record is from RefSeq and is a predicted model, not a curated record. The transcript is spliced from 10 exons. Lineage: Eukaryota; Metazoa; Chordata; Actinopteri; Cypriniformes; Cyprinidae. Gene Ontology annotation, biological process: protein dephosphorylation. Gene Ontology annotation, molecular function: protein tyrosine/serine/threonine phosphatase activity; polynucleotide 5'-phosphatase activity.
UUUACUUUUCAGUAAAUUUAAUUAUUCUUUAUUGUAUUUAAUUAUAAUAUAUGUUGUGAUGGAAUACGAGGCGUGGACACGCUUAAAGAGACUGAUUAAGCCAGAAUCUGUUAAAUGAAGUUUGUUUUGGUCAUAGCGAAAAGUGAAACCUAACCGGUGUCUGAUACUUAUCUCUCAUAUCUGACACAAGUGUAUGGGCCAAGCAGCUGCUGUGAAGACAUGCCUGCAAAAAAGAAAAAUGCCGUUCCUGACAGAUGGACAGACUAUACAGCAGUGGGUAAACGGAUCCCUGGAACCCGCUUCAUCGCCUUUAAAGUCCCCUUAAAACAGUCUUUCAGAUAUCAUUUAAAGCAGUCAGAAGUCUUUGGACCGUUUGAUCUUGUGCAUAUGUUGGAGAAGGAAGGACAAGAACUGGGUCUCAUCAUCGAUCUGACCUUCACAACUCGCUAUUACAGAGUAGAGGAUUUGCCAAACACAUUGUACCACCUGAAGAUCUUCACAGCAGGGCAUGAAGUGCCAAACGAUGCCACGAUUCUCAGCUUCAAGAAGGCCGUCAGGCAUUUUCUGCGUGAUAAUGAAAACAAUGAUAAGCUGAUUGGUGUUCAUUGCACGCAUGGUUUGAACCGCACCGGCUAUUUAAUAUGUCGAUACCUAAUCGAUGUUGAUGGGAUGAACCCCCAAAAAGCGAUUGAUUUAUUCAAUGAAUCAAGGGGACACUCAAUUGAGAGGCAGAAUUAUCUCGAAGACCUGAGGAUGGGGCACAAGAGAAGCAAUGAGGGAAUGGAGGAACCAGUCCAAGAACCCGCCCAGGGACUUGCAACGGAGCCACAAGAUGCUCCUCCUCAUCAUCAUCAUCGAAGGGAACAGCAUAACCAUGAUCCUUCUUUUAAUGGACAAGGGCAUCAUCCAUGGCACGGGGAACCCAAUAAUCCGUUUUUACCGUUUCACCAGAAGAACAACAUGACUUGGUUCAGACCACCUGAGCAGCAGUUCUUCCGUCCGCCCUUGAUUCCUCAUCCACCGCAGGGCGUGAGACCCUGUUUUCCCAACCAGAGCGUCAGAGGAUUCCACUUGGGACAUUAUCCACCUCCGCUUCCCUUCGACAGGUUUGACCAACCAUUCCAGAAUCCAGGCGCGCCUCCAGGGGGAUCCACGAGACCUCCAGGGCAUCACCGAAAACCUCGAUAUAGACACAGGAAAGGUCCGAAAGAUAGGACUCCUCAGUGAAACAAAGAGACUUCACAUUUUCAACCUGAACUGCUGGACUGCUUUUUCUGAACACAAACCGCCAGUCCGAUGGUUAAAUGUUUCUCUCUGUGGAGGAACCAUACUUUUUCUUCGAUGAAUUUGGUCUCCUAAAGAGGUCGACUAUUUUAUUAGACUCUAAUUAUUUUACUACUAAGUUUUGUCAUGGUUAUCUGUUAGAAGGUCAUUUUAUCCAGCAAAUAUAAUACACACACAUAAUCUAUAACUGCUGCUGAUCUAUCUUUCCUUUUGUUUUAAAUGAAGUGAAAUAUUAAACAGCAUUGCAAGUGCAA